AUGGAGGCCACUGAUGCGGGCAAGCCCCUCUACGAGGCGUGUGCUUUCAAGUACACAGAAAAGAAAGAUCCAAGCCCGCGAUGGUCAGAGCUGGAGAAGUAUAUGGACACACCGGUACCGAACCAUCUGAUGUGGCGACAGGCUCGGGGCGUAGACAAAGCGCCAUCAGAGCAAAGACAGGAGUAA
Messenger RNA from Bacidia gigantensis, 186 nucleotides. RefSeq lists its product as uncharacterized. Lineage: Eukaryota; Fungi; Ascomycota; Lecanoromycetes; Lecanorales; Ramalinaceae. The transcript is spliced from 2 exons. Bases 1 to 186 code for a protein of 61 amino acids. The record is from RefSeq and is a predicted model, not a curated record.